This is a messenger RNA of Drosophila busckii, 746 nucleotides long. RefSeq lists its product as uncharacterized. The transcript is spliced from 2 exons. Lineage: Eukaryota; Metazoa; Arthropoda; Insecta; Diptera; Drosophilidae. The record is from RefSeq and is a predicted model, not a curated record. Bases 33 to 746 code for a protein of 237 amino acids.
AAUUUGUUUACAAAAUAAGAAUAAAGCUGAUAAUGGCACGAGCUGCAGACGAUAUGUUGCAUUUACACACGGCACUAAUUAAAUAUGCUGCAAUUGAAGCUCGUUUGUUGUUUGUCCAAUAUGAAACAACUUUUGACGAAUUCCAAGCAAAAAACAGGUGGAAGGAGCUGUCGUGUGUGGACUUCCACAAAAUUUUCAUUCACGAUGUUUUGCCUAAUGUGCACAGCCUUGAGUUAUCCGAAACGCUAAUGCAGCGCUUAAAGUUAUUAGACUUAAAUCCGUGCUUUACCAAAACCGAUCAAGGAUACGAGUGUGUGAUGAGACAAUUGAAGUCUCACUUUGAGCUAGUUCCAAUGCGUGAUUUCUGUCAGUCAGACGAUCUGCCAAAGCUAUUGUCGUCACAGAAUUGGGAACCACAAAAGGAGUUUCCAAAAGAGGCUACUACGGCACACACGGUGUUGAUGUGUAGUAAAUCGGAGACAGAAAACAGCUCUAAACUUAAAUUUCAGCUAGAUUUAAAAAUUGCUGCUUUACUGUCGGCAUUCGUUUCAAGCGACCUGGAAUUGUCCUCGGCGCAGUUGCAUAAUCCAGCUGAGAUUCGUGAAAGAUUGCGGAGAGCCAAGCAAUCAUUUGAGGACACCGCCAAUAUCUUACCUUUUCGCUCUUCUCUAGAAGAUGUGACGAAUAAUCUUGCGACAUUUGAAAAACUCAAGCAGAAGCUAUCUAAGAUCUUAUCACGAAUUUGA